Molecule: messenger RNA, 1557 nt
Organism: Penicillium taxi
Lineage: Eukaryota; Fungi; Ascomycota; Eurotiomycetes; Eurotiales; Aspergillaceae
Product: aldehyde dehydrogenase
Exons: 3
Coding region: 1-1557 (518 amino acids)
Molecular function (GO): aldehyde dehydrogenase (NAD+) activity
Source: RefSeq, a predicted model, not a curated record
AUGUCAGACGAGUAUUAUCUAUGGUUGGCUGGAAAGGAGCAACCAGGAGGAUCACCUUUAAUCCCUAUUGAAGAUCCAGCAACUGGGGAGAUAUUUGCAGAAUGCCACGCAGCCUCUGAGAAAGAUGUUGAUGAUGCUGUUUCUGCUGCACACCUGGCUUACAAGUCUGGCAUUUGGUCGCGCGCUAGCCAUCACCACAGAGCUGAUGUCUUGGAUAACUGUGCCAUUCUACUCACAGAAGCCUUACCUGAACUUAUUGCACUGGAGUCAAAACAGACUGGCCGGGUAAUAAAAGAGAUGAAGGCUCAAAUACCGUCUCUCGUGAAGUGGUUCAAAUACUACGCUUCACUGCUCCGCGUUGAAGAAAGAGCCGUUCUUCCAACUACUGGCAAACUGCACAACUUUGUAGAUCGAGUACCACUCGGGGUUGUUGUGCAGAUAACCCCCUUCAACCAUCCACUGUUGAUUGCAGUGAAGAAGCUGGCUCCGGCUCUCGCGGCAGGAAACAGCGUUAUCAUCAAGCCGAGCGAACUAACACCGUUGACGACUCUGUUGCUUGCCAAGAUCCUUCACAAAGCGGGAAUUCCAAUCGGGGUUCUCAGCGUUCUUCCUGGUUAUGGUGCAACGACUGGCAAGUUACUCGUAUCUCACCCUCUUGUGCAAAAGGUGGAUGUGACUGGUGGGACAACAGCCGGAAGAGCAAUUGGCUCAAUAGUCGGUGGAAACCUAGCAAAAUACACUGCAGAAUUAGGAGGAAAGGCGCCCCUAGUCGUUUUCAAAAAUGCUGACAUCGACGUCGCUGUCAAUGGUGUCACAUUCGGAAGCUUCAUCGCCAGUGGGCAGACGUGCAUCGCAAGUACAAGAAUUAUUGUGGACAAUGCAAUCUUGAAAGAGUUGAUUCAAAAGCUGAAAACCAAGAUCGAGACAAUUCCAGAUCGAAUGGGAGUUCCAAGCAACCCAGAUUCAAUGAUGGGUCCACUAAUCUCGCACCGACAGCUGGAAGGUGUGGAAAAGCUGGUCGAUGAUUCUUUAUCAGACGGCACAGCAAGAGUGAUCACAGGUGGGAAACGCAUGACAUACACAAGUGCUCUUGAUGGAUUCAACUUUUCAAAAGGAUAUUUCUACGAACCAACAAUCCUCGCCUCAGCAAACGGGACAGACAGUAUAUUGAAAUCGUCUAUCUGGCGUCAAGAAGCAUUUGGACCUGUGAUUGUCGUUAUUGGGUUUGACACAGAAGCACAGGCGAUCGCGCUGGCGAAUGACACUGAAUUUGGACUGGGCGCGAGUAUCUGGACUCAAGAUCUUUCUCAGGCUUUCCGCGUUUCUGGGGAAAUCGAAGCUGGUAUUGUUUGGGUGAACACUCAUCAUCGAAAUGACCCUAGUAGUCCUUGGGGAGGGGCGAAGACUGCUAGUGGUGUUGGGAGCGAGAAUGGGGUCGAGGCUCUUCAUGCGUAUACGAGGAUGAAGAGUACUAUUAUUAACUAUGCUACCCCGGAUGAAUCUUUGGCUACAGAUGACUGGUUUGGCCUGGCUCCUAUACAUGUGAGAUAUGGAUGA